Messenger RNA from Talaromyces rugulosus, 1725 nucleotides. RefSeq lists its product as uncharacterized. The coding region runs from base 1 to 1725 and encodes 574 amino acids. Gene Ontology annotation, biological process: proteolysis. NCBI's taxonomy places the organism in Eukaryota, Fungi, Ascomycota, Eurotiomycetes, Eurotiales, Trichocomaceae. The transcript has a single exon. The record is from RefSeq and is a predicted model, not a curated record. Gene Ontology annotation, molecular function: tripeptidyl-peptidase activity; serine-type endopeptidase activity.
AUGCAAUCUCUGGCCAAUUCGGCGAGGUCACAUCCCCCGGGAUCUUUGCGCCUCAAGCCGGUCGAGUCUGACAAGGAAAUCGUGUUUACUGCAAUUGUCCGUCCCAAACCAGGAGGCUCAAGAUUACCUGACCUAGCGAACUGGCAGGCAAUUCCGAUUGCUGAGCGCACCUUUCUGUCUUCUGCUGAGUAUGAGGAGUCCUACGGCUGCUCUAGGGAUGAUGUAUUAUCUGUGUCCUCCUUCUUCGAAGAGCAGGGCAUGACCGUCCGCAGCAGCCAUGUAGGUGCAGGAACCGUGGAAGUACAAGCAAAUGCGCCCCAAAUCCAACAUUUAUUCAGUGUGCGGCUACAUUACUAUGAAGGCCAUUUCCGACCCGCAGCUCGUAAGCGACGCGAUGGCAACGAAGCUCAAGAGGAAACUUAUAUCGGUUUCGAAGGCGCCUUAUCCCUCCCAGUUGCGCUACAUGAAAAAGUCGUCCAAAUUUUCGGGCUUGACACUCGCACAUUUGGAGCAUCCGGUGGGUUUUCCGGUGAUCCCCCAAAUUCGAAACGACUGAUGGUGGCGGAACUGGCGGCUCUGUAUAAAUUCCCAGCCGGGGUGGACGCUGGGGAUCAAACCAUUGCAGUCUUCAGCGGUGAGGGGAAUGACAAGAACGGAAAAUCUCUGAGCAAUUACAGUCCCUCCGAUGUCGAGGCGUAUUUUAACUACCAGACAAUUGGCUACAACUCCGCACCCACGGUUGUCCCUAUCUCGCUUGAUGUUGGCCCCAACACGUACACAAACGAUCCGAGUAACCCGACCCAGGAGCUCUCGCAGGAUAUUAUGACAGUCGCUACCAUCGCGCAAGGGUGUACCGUCAAUGUCUACUUCAGUGACCUUACCGAGCAAGGCUGGUUGGUAUUCCUGACCCGCGUGCUGUUUCCCAGAACAGGUGAAAAGCGCCCCAACAUCGUCUCCAUGAGCUGGACAAUGUACGAUGAACAAACAUAUCGAGAUUCACUAUCCUUCCUCUUUCAGCGACUAGCUGUAGUCGGCACCACGGUAUUUGGCAUUUCCGGCGACUGGGGGGCCAACAAUAAUGUGAUUGAUGGCCAGCCACAUGUCGGGUGGCCUGGAAGUGACCCAUGGGUGACCUGCGUAGGUGGCACAGUGGUGGGAGAAGUACGAUCAUCUGGUCACUUUACAGAACAUGCAUGGAGUGAUCGAGACAACGCAAACAGCCAGUUUACCAUUGAUGGCCAUCUAGGCGUCACUGGAGGCGGUAUGAGCCGGGUAUUUGCAACCCCUCCAUAUCAGCUCGCCGCUGGGAUUCGUGCAGUGACAGACUCGGAUUCCAAACGCCUGAGCGGGGGGAGAUUUAUUCCCGACAUUACAGGCAUGGUUGGGUUCCGAGGAUUCAUCAUCGAUGGGAAACGGAACUAUUUCAUUGGGACCAGCUGUAGCACGCCGCUCUACGCAGGGCUCUUUGCUGCGUUAUCGAGUGUCUUGAAAGUCUCAUUCGGUCCUUUGAACACCAUCUUGUACCAUCUCGACGGGGAUUUAUACAGGGAUGUUACCUUUGGCCACAACGAUUCUGGUGAUACUCCGGAUUGCUCUUACUUUAUCGCCAGCCAAGGAUACGAUGCAGUGAGUGGACUUGGGAGUAUUGAUGGCCUCAAGAUACUUGAAGAAUUUCGGAAGAUAUAUCAUUCCAAAUCCAGGGGCUUUGGUCGUUUUCCGAACUAG